CCUACCUACACUCUUGUGAAAUCACACUUGCGGAUUUGUUGUUGAAAGCUGGUAUAGUUACUAAGACAAUAGUCCCUCAAAAUGUUGUCAACGUGGCUCUAAAUGGGCAAUGGGUUGAGUUUCAUCAACCUCAGCAUCAACGUCAAGGGUUUAUGCCACAUCCGGUUUGUGAGAUGCAAGAAAUGGUGUCUCCAACGUCUCUGAUGAUGGGUACAUUAUCUGAUAAACCACAAGCGCAUGGGAGGAAAAGAUUGGCUUCAUCAGGAGGAGAUAUUGUGGAGAAGACUGUAGAGAGAAGGCGCAGAAGAGGAUGA
Molecule: messenger RNA, 314 nt
Organism: Eruca vesicaria subsp. sativa (arugula)
Lineage: Eukaryota; Viridiplantae; Streptophyta; Magnoliopsida; Brassicales; Brassicaceae
Source: the annotation of a GenBank genome assembly